GAUGCGUUGGACCCGUAUGUUAAUUAACCGCUUUCCUUCCCCUCCUUGUUCUACCUGAGUUCUGACCACGGAGGGAGGCGGAGCGCUUGAAAAUGGAAGGUGCGGUUUUACGGCACUCGGGUGCUGGGCUAGACUUGCUUUACGGCCGCCGGUAACAACCAAGAACGUUACGGAAAGAAUGAAGUCGGCGAUAGGUGACAGUACUUCAUGUUUUUCUGCAAAAAGCUACCCUGAACAACCCAGAGAGAGUAAAUUUGCAUUGGAUUCAUGUUAAAAUCCAAAAUUAAACCUUACUGAAACAAGGAAGACAUAUUUCCAAGCACUGGAAUUUCUCUGGCUGCUGUGACUCUGCCUGCAUAGAAUGGACCCUGUUGUCCUCAGUUACAUGGACAGUUUGCUAAGACAAUCUGAUGUAUUGUUACUGGAUCCUCCCUGCUGGCUUAAUGACUGCAUCAUUGGGUUUGCCUUUGAGUACUUUGCCAAUGACCAAUUCCGGGACUUCACUGAUCAAGUGUGCUUCAUUGGUCCUGAGGUGGCUCAGUUCAUUAAAUGCACAACCAGCCAGGAGGAACUGGCCAUAUUUCUUGAGCCGCUGAACCUCCCUCACAGGAAAAUUGUGUUUCUGGUAAUCAAUGACAAUUCCAACCAGGCUGCUGGUGGCACCCACUGGAGCCUACUAGUUUACUUCCAAGAUAAAAACUGCUUUGCUCACUAUGAUUCUCAGAGCAGGAGCAACUCUGCCCAUGCCAGACGGGUAGCAGGGAAGUUGGAGGCCUUUCUCAGCAAGAGAGGCAAAGUUGCCUUUGUAGAGGAGAAGGCUCCGGCCCAGCAGAAUAGCUACGAUUGUGGAAUGUAUGUCAUCUGCAACACAGAAGCUCUGUGUCAAGAAUACUUCCAAGGACAGCAGGAGCCUGUGCUACAGCUCCUCACACCCUCAUACGUAACAGGCAAGCGAGAAGAAUGGAAGAAACUCAUUGCUAAGCUUUCUCAGAAAUGAACAGCCAGUCUCCAGCUAUUGCCCUUCUCAUCAUGCUCCCUGUGCCUGAAGAAGGAAGCUUGUUCACAGGGUUUCCCUAGAGAAAGAAUGUAUUUACCUCUGCAUUUUUGCACUGCCUUAUUCUGCUAUUGAUUAGAAGCGUUGAGUCAUAGGAGACGACUUAAGGUCUAUGGUAGUUAUGGCUCUGGCUAUUUCCCCCUUCUCCUAUAUCUACAACAUUUCCACAGCACUCAAGUUCUUUAUACAUCUGUGUGUGAUCAAGUUUCAGUGACGUCAGCAACGUAAUAUAUUUCUGCCUGAAUUGAAUUGUGACAAAUUUCAGCAGUUCUCUUCCAAAACUAUGCUUGAACUUUCUGGAAGUGAGAUAAGCUGGUAUGAUGCUGUUAAACCACUAACAUGCUUAUUUCAGAAUCUGUCAAAAUGGGGGUUUUGUUCCUGCUUUUCUGAAAAGGGAUUGCAGGGAAACAGCUGGUUGCUGUACAGAGUUCGGCUGUGUAGGGAACACUAUAGAGAUGACUAAACAGAAAUUCUAUAAUGUACAGAAUUCUUGAUAGCAAAAGGGACUUGGUUUUUGUUCAGUUUCUGGCUAUUCUUUUUGCUGUUACUUAUCAUGCAAUGAAUUACUUAGAAAUAUGCACCUCUAAAUGGAAGCUAUUAUGAAACCCCAGGCUUUCCACUCUCAAUAUCUGGAAGGGAAAGAAAUAGAAAUUUAAGUAUGAGAGUGUGUGUUUAUUUUUUUAAACUUCUGUACAUCACUUUGAGCACUUUUGGCCUAGAAAAGUGGCUUAAAAGUACACUAAAUAAAUCAGCCUAAAACAUAUUUAGUUGAAAGUGAGUCUAAUAUGACUUAGUUCCUAUGCCAAGGACUGAACCCUAAGGGUUUGGGGAUAUGCUUAUGUUAUUUUGCAUAUCUGAAUUUACUGGGAACUAGCGAGGACUUGGAAUAUUUGAGUUUCAUGAGACUUGCAGGUUUGUGAACAGCAAGGUGUCAGGUUAGAGAUGCCAUUCUGCUUCAGUCAUUUGCGGAAGCAGGCUGGUAUUCUUACUGCAUGAUCUGUUUGGACCUAUGUUGAACUGGGCUUAAGUAGGUUUACAUGAGAUGGUAGCCUUAAAAAACCCCUGGUAGGAAAAGAGGCCGUAUGCCCCGCUACUGCGUGUUCCUUAACAUGUCUCCCAGCUUGUCUCUAUUGCUUACUAAUUUGAGAUCAGCAGUAUUAGGGUUGACAGCAUACUUGGUUGCUUAUAUGAAAUCCUAUUGCUGGACAACAUAGGGUUGCCUCAUGCCGCUGUGCACCUAGGACUGCUGAAGAAGGUAACCUGUCCUUUUGGGUUAUAUACCUGUGUGGGUGAUAAAGCCAAAAAAGCUGUAUCAUUUGUUUUUCCUGUUAGCCUGCUUUUACUCCCAAGGGCUGCUGCCUUAUCCACUUACAGUCUUCUAACACUGAAGAUAAAACACAGCAAGUGUUUAAGAAACAAGUUCUAGUUUAUGUCACUGUUGGGGCAGAAGAAGUUUAUCAUUUUCUGAUUUUUAUAUGGAGAAGGAAUGACAACUUUUAAUGUGUUUGGGAAAAUCUUCAACCAUUAAUAAAAGAAUUUUCACUUCAA
Varanus komodoensis (Komodo dragon) is the source of this 2602-nucleotide messenger RNA. RefSeq names its product SUMO peptidase family member, NEDD8 specific (gene SENP8). The transcript is spliced from 3 exons. Gene Ontology annotation, biological process: proteolysis. Lineage: Eukaryota; Metazoa; Chordata; Lepidosauria; Squamata; Varanidae. Gene Ontology annotation, molecular function: deNEDDylase activity; cysteine-type peptidase activity. The record is from RefSeq and is a predicted model, not a curated record. Bases 362 to 997 code for a protein of 211 amino acids.